This is a messenger RNA of Serinus canaria (Common canary), 694 nucleotides long. RefSeq names its product tescalcin (gene TESC). The record is from RefSeq and is a predicted model, not a curated record. The transcript is spliced from 8 exons. Bases 38 to 682 code for a protein of 214 amino acids. Gene Ontology annotation, molecular function: calcium ion binding. NCBI's taxonomy places the organism in Eukaryota, Metazoa, Chordata, Aves, Passeriformes, Fringillidae.
UGCAGCGCCCGCGGCGGCGCUCCCGGCACGGCCCGGGAUGGGCUCCGCGCACUCCGUGCCCGCCGAGAUGCGGGAGCUGGCGGACAGGACGGGCUUCACCUCUGAGCAGAUCGAGCACCUGCACCGGCGCUUCAAGCAGCUGAGCCAGGACCAGCUGACCAUCCGCAAGGAGAACUUUGACAGCAUCCCCGACCUGGAGUUCAACCCCAUCCGGGGCAAAAUCGUCCACGCCUUUUUUGACAAGCGGAACCUGCGGCAGGAGUCGGACGGGCUGGCAGAGGAGAUCAACUUCGAGGACUUCCUGACCAUCAUGUCCUACUUCAGACCCAUCGAGAUGAACAUGGACGAGGAGCAGCUCGACCGCUUCCGCAAGGAGAAGCUGAAAUUCCUGUUCCACAUGUACGACUCGGACCACGACGGGAAGAUCACGCUGCAGGAGUACAGAAAUGUGGUGGAGGAGCUGCUGUCAGGGAACCCCCACCUGGAGAAGGAGUCGGCUCGAUCCAUCGCCGACGGGGCCAUGAUGGAGGCAGCCAGCAUCUGUGUGGGACAAAUGGGCCCGGACCAGGUGUACGAGGGCAUCACCUUCGAGGACUUCCUUAAGAUGUGGCAGGGCAUCGACAUCGAGACCAAGAUGCACGUCCGCUUCCUCAACGUGGACACCAUCGCCCACUGCUACUGAGAGCGGCAGAAG